Molecule: messenger RNA, 831 nt
Organism: Seminavis robusta
Lineage: Eukaryota; Bacillariophyta; Bacillariophyceae; Naviculales; Naviculaceae
Source: the annotation of a GenBank genome assembly
AUGCUCGAUCUCGGAACUGAUGCGCUUGUGGCGGUCAGAGGAUUCGAGGUAUAUUGGUGGGAAGAAUGGGACCCACUGUGGAUGGCUGGAUUCUUCAUCUUUGUCCUAUCGAUUGCUCUUCGGUUUGUCGGUGAAGCCAUCUUCUACUUGGGCAAGUAUGGCGUCUUCUAUCGCAUCUUCCAUACCAUUCAGGAAGCGCUUGGGGAAUAUGUUGACUGGUGGUUCCCAUGCAUGAUUGUGUAUGUCUGCGUCUGUACGCCAUUGCUCCUCCCGUUUUUUGUGUACAAGGUCAUCCGGGUGGUAUUGAUCCCUUUGGAUCCCUUGUUGGCCAUUGCCCAUCGUGCAUCCUUGUCACGGUCAUUCUACUUCCCACUGGCGGAAGCACCUCAUGGACAUUUCGGACUGGAUUUGUUCUUUGGUAGAAUGGCAAUCCCUUUGCGUUAUUACUUUCUCCUUGUGGACUUGGUGGCAGGUGGUAGAUUCAAGGUCUACUAUGCCAGCAGUGAUAACAACAGCAUACAUUAUGAAGACAAUCCCAAAUGGCUGAUUGUUCUUGCAAUACUGGAAGAAGUAUUGGAGAACAUUGGCGGUCUCCUGAUGGCAGUAAAAGAACUCUGGGAGCCACAGGCGCAAGUUGGUGGGAAGGGGCGCGGACAUGGUGGAGAUGAAUAUGAAUAUGAGUGGUUUGACCCGUUUGGUGACUCAAGAACUCUGGCAAUCAUCUCACUGGUGUUUUCAGCACUCUCUGCUGUUUUUGAGACUGGCAAGUACAUUGGUGACUACAACUAUGUAGCAGCAAAACCGAGGCGUGGGAGCAGGGCCACACCAUAG